Molecule: messenger RNA, 1566 nt
Organism: Blumeria graminis f. sp. triticale
Lineage: Eukaryota; Fungi; Ascomycota; Leotiomycetes; Helotiales; Erysiphaceae
Source: the annotation of a GenBank genome assembly
AUGGUUCAGGUAGAGAAUAAGGCAGUGCUGAUUGUGAUUGACGGAUGGGGAAUUCCAAGUGAAUCUAGCCCAAAGAAUGGCGACGCAAUUGCAGCUGCCGAAACACCCAUGAUGGACGCUUUUCAGCAGAAUUCCAGUUGUUUCACCGAACUUGACGCCUCUUCCCUUGCGGUUGGUCUUCCCGAAGGCCUUAUGGGAAACUCAGAGGUCGGACAUUUGAAUAUUGGAGCUGGUCGCGUGGUCUGGCAAGAUGUCGUUCGAAUUGAUCAAACAAUUAAGAAGGGACAAUUGGAUCAGAAUGAAGUGGUAAUGAAAUGUUUCAAUGAUGCUAAAAACGGAACUGGGCGUCUUCAUCUAGCUGGGCUGGUCUCAGAUGGCGGAGUACAUGCCAAACAAGAUCACCUGUAUGCUUUGCUCAAAGUAGCAAAAAAUGUUGGAAUUCCUCACGUCUACAUUCACUUUAUUGCAGACGGUCGAGACACCGACCCGAAGUCUGGAGCCAAGUACAUGCAGGCUCUGCUAUCGAAAAUAAAAGAAAUUGGAAUUGGUAAGGUUGCUUCGGUAGUGGGAAGGUUCUACGCAAUGGAUCGAGACAAGCGAUGGGAGAGAGUUAAGGUUGGUUUGGACGCCAUGUGCGUUGGAGAUGGAGAGGAAAGCCAGGAUCCUGUUCAAACAAUUGAAGAGAGAUAUCAGAAAGGGGAGACUGACGAGUUCUUGAAGCCGAUCAUCCUUGGCGGUAAAGAGGCCCGCAUAAAAGAUGACGACCAAGUAUUUUUCUUUAACUACAGAUCUGACCGAGCUCGUGAAAUUGCUCAGCUACUAGGAGGCUACGACCGCACACCAUUGGAGGAAUUUCCAUAUCCGAAGAACAUCACUCUUACUACCAUGACUCAAUAUAAACUGGAUUAUCCUUAUCCUAUUGCGUUUAAGCCACAGCACAUGGGUAAUGUUUUGGCUGAGACACUUGGUAGUCAAGGUGUAAACCAGGUCCAUGUGGCCGAGACCGAAAAAUACGCUCAUGUCACAUUCUUCUUCAACGGAGGUGUCGAAAAAAUAUUUCCUCUGGAGACUCGAGACGAAUCACAAGAUCUUGUUCCUUCCAACAAAAACGUGACAACUUACGAUCAGGCACCAGAAAUGAGCGCCGCUGGUGUAGCAAAGCAGACAAACAAGCGAAUUUGCGACGGGAAAUUUGAAUUUAUCAUGAACAACUUUGCUCCACCUGAUAUGGUUGGUCACACUGGUGUAUAUGAAGCUGCCAUUAUCGGCGUCGCAGCUACUGAUAAAGCUAUUGCUGAAAUUUACGAAACCUGCAAACAAGAAAACUAUAUACUCUUUAUCACUUCUGAUCACGGAAAUGCCGAAGAGAUGAAGUUUUCGGACGGAAAGCCUAAGACAUCACACACCACAAACAAGGUUCCCUUUAUAAUGGCUAAUGCUCCCCAAGGUUGGAGCCUCCAAAAAGCUGACGGUGUCCUGGGAGAUGUAGCACCAACAAUCCUUGAAGCCAUGGGCCUGCAAAAACCGGAUGAGAUGACUGGGCGUAGUCUGCUUGUGAAAAGCUAG